CAGACACACAGCUUUCUUCAGCCAACGCAGGUACCAUGAACACGAAGACCUUCCUCGCCGUUGCCGCCGCCGCCUUCGUGGGCUCCGCCGUCGCCGAGACGUGCUCGUCGACCGACCAGACCAGCGCGUACUCGUCGCUGGCGAGCGUGCUGACGCUGAGCUCGUUCCAGGGCUGCGCGGACGAGUCUGGCUUCAGCCUGCUGUACUCGACGUCGCUGCCGGACGACGCGCAGUACGAGAAGAUGUGCGCGUCGGACAACUGCAAGUCGCUGAUCGAGUCGGUGGCUGCCUUGAACCCGCCUGACUGCGACCUGACGGUGCCGACGAGCGGGCUGGUGCUCAACGUGGUGGACCUGACGAGCGGCUUCUCGACCAAGUGCUCGUCGCUGUCCUCUACGUCGACGUCGACGACCUCGACUGCCUCGAGCGCCGCUACGGCCACGACGACGGAGGCUCCGGCCGCCACGACGGCUGCCCCCGCCACGACGGCUGCCCCCGCCACGGAGAGCGCCACGACGGAGAGCGCCACGGUGUCCGCUGCGACGGAGGCCCCCGCCGCCACCCCGGCCGCUACCACGCCCACGACGGAGGCGUCGAACUCGACGACGUCAGUGACCCAGACUGCCACGGCCUGCUAAGUUGUUGCGACCAAGAGCUUCGUUUUCAGUAUAAGGACGAUGCAGAUUUGGUAUUGGUGAAUAGCAUCUCAUUAUUGCGUU
Messenger RNA from Phytophthora sojae, 719 nucleotides. RefSeq names its product elicitin (gene SOJ2C). The record is from RefSeq and is a predicted model, not a curated record. Bases 36 to 638 code for a protein of 200 amino acids. Lineage: Eukaryota; Oomycota; Peronosporomycetes; Peronosporales; Peronosporaceae. The transcript has a single exon. Gene Ontology annotation, cellular component: extracellular region.